AGAUGGUGGUCGCUCGGCUGAGGCGGUACUGCUGCCUCUAAAAUUCGAUACCCUUGAUAGAGUACAUAUUGGUGAAAUUUGACAGAAAGAUUUGUGCACAAUGAAGAAGACCCCCAAAAAGGAUGGAAGGGGGCAUAUUUUGAAAGGGCACAUAAAUCUGUCUACUGUUUAUUUAUAUUUGAAGAGUGGUCAAUAUCCACCAGGAUUGUCGGACUGUGACAAACGAGCGGUCAGGAAAAGAGCCAAAUCGUUCUCUCUAACAGGGGAUGACUUGUAUUUCAUCGAACAGUGGAAAAAGUCGAAUGCCGAGGAUGAUAACGCCAAGCAGAGCGUCCCACGGAAGGUCCUUAUCAGCGAGGAGGAACGACGCAAAACGGUGUUGGAGGCACAUAUUGACCCGGAAGGAACCCACUAUGGUAUUGAGAAGACGACCAAUGCCGUCAGCAGUCGGUUCUACUGGGUCGGAAUUUCCCACAUCGUACGAGACAUCAUACAUAACUGCCCCUACUGCCAAGCAUCACGCAGCAACGUCAAUAUGUCCAUCACACCAUCCCUGUCUCGGCUGUUCGGCAUCAAGCAGGACGCGGAAGAUGGCGGGGACAAUGACGGCAACACCAGCAUGGUCUCCAGCACACCUGUACAACUCUUUCAGCCAGACAUGGAACCCGCCACCUACUUCUGGGAAAAGGUGGAGCUGCAGAUCCUCGGCCCGUACAUGAGCGGGAGGCGGGGGCUGUAUGUUGCCGUCUGCCUCGACAUCUACUCCCUGUGGCCGGAGGUUACCACACUGGCUGACAAGUCAGCACCAGCCAUCACACACUUCCUCCUCAACCUGGUCUGUCGGUAUGGUGUGAUGAAGAGUAUCAUCCUGCGAGAAAAUGACUCGACAAAGUUCAGCGACAUCCACAUUCGAUCUGACCUGUUGAGUAAGGUUGGCAUUGACCUUGACCUUGAGAACUUUGUUGUUUCCGAAACAAAGGACGUAUGGGAGAACUUAGAAAACUCCAUCUCCACAUUCAUCUCAAGUGAGCCAGACUCAUGGAGUCAGUGCCUGGAGGUUUGUCUGAUGCCCCAUCGAGUAUCUCGUCCCCAGCAGGCAGAAUAUACACCAGCUUAUUUGGCUCAUGGAAGAGAGUUUAGUUUACCCGUAGAACUGUCUCACCAAGAUACCAACACAUACAUAGACGUGAACACAACAAGUAAACAGAAGGCGGAGACCACAGCCAGCCUGAUGGAGGUGCAUUGUGGGUACAGGGACAGUCUGCGGACUGUCAACACCCAUCAUCGGCUGCCAUCUGUUGGUGCGGGCACAACUCCUUACGUGGCCUGUAUUGAACCAGGACAUGCGUUCCCUGUCAUCAAAGUUGCAAGUGUCACUGUGACGGGGGAUGAGGCAGAGAAGUACAAGCACAAGGAUGCCAGGGCGCUUCCCAGGAACACCCAGGUGAAGACGGUGUCUGUCGCUCCGUCCAAACCACUGGAGAAGGGGCAGAAGAGACUUGUUGUUGUGUCUGUCAUGGAGAGACAUCUUAGGGAGAAGGAAGAUGAGUCCGAUGCGGCGACAGAUGCUGCUGCUAUGAAGAUGGAGCAGGACGACAGCUACGUCGACGAUGGCGCGAUACCCACACAAGACAUGGACCCUGACUACACCUCCACCCCGGGCUUGCGUAGAAGUCGGAGACAGGAAAAGCAGACGUCACUCCCACAAUCAGACAGAGUGACGCGGAGGUCGGGCAGGAAGACCUUGCUGACUCCAAUAGCGAAGGCAUCCGAGGAGGGUGAAUCUCCGAUGGUUACCGACCAUCCUGUAGAUAGAGUGUGCUCAUCAGGAAUGCACGGUCUGGGAUUCGGGAUGGAAGAUCUGGAUGCCUAUUACUCAGCUCUGGAGCAGUACAAGGUUGACGGCAAGUACCCCGAUGGCUUCACUAUCCACCAGAAACGUGUCCUGCGUAAGAUCAGCCAGAGUUACUUCCUCCUGGAUGGUGUGUUGUACUACCUCCAGGGGGCCAAGGGCAAGAAGAAAGUUGUGAUCAAGACUGCAACACAGAGACUGGCACUGCUGAGACGGGCACAUGUCUCGGACACAGGAACUCAUGUAUGUCGAACCAAAGUGAUUGACCGACUUGAUUCAUGGAAUACAUACUGGAAGGGUCUGACAUUAGACUGUGAAGCAUUUGUUCGUGCAUGUCCGUCUUGCGACCAUGGCAAGGAGAGGACACGAUCAGACCACAACACAACACUCAAACGGGCAGAUGGCACCAUGGAUGAAGAAGAGCUUGACAUUGACAUGGAUGUAUCAGGAGAUACAGAUGAUGGCGGGGAGGAGAACUAUGAGGACCUGCUGGAGUAUCUCAAGAAGCAGAAGUAUCCCAACAGCUGCAGCAAGAACUUCAAGUCCAGUCUGAGAAGGAAGAGUAAGAGCUUCGUGCUGAUCGACUCCGUGCUGCACUACGUCUCCCGACACAGCAGCGAGGACCAGCCAAGACGGGUGCUUAUCUCAGAGGAAGAACGGACACAGGCCAUCAGAGAGGCCCACUCAGAGCAUCACUAUGGUCGCAACAAGACAUACAUUGUGGUUCGUGACAAGUACUACUGGAAGGGGAUGACGGAGGACAUCACUGACUUCGUGAAGAAGUGUUGCCAGAUGGAGGUACGCUGCCACACUAUGGAGGAGGAGCUGGUGAGACGCCGGACGCACAUGACUGACCGGGUCAACUGGUUCAAAGAGAAGAUUGCCAGUCAGCAGGAUGCUGAUCUCUUGGGGGAGAAUGUGAUGCAGAUCCUGAUGAAGACAGAACACAUGGAGACAGAGGAGGUGGAUGAUGUCAGUGUUGCGGAGGUGGCUGCAGUGAAAACCCUGGUUGAUGUCUCCCAGUCCCACAAGGUGUACCAGGACAUGGAGUCACAUGGUCCCUCCCAGAAUGAUGGUGGAGCUGAAGGAGGAGCUGAAGGAGGAGUUCAGAUGGACAAGAGUGGUCAUGAAUCAGUGCCUCGACAGCCUGAAAGAGAAGUGCCUGUUGAUGAGGCAAGUGUUGAACCAGGGAAUUAUGUGAUAGAUGUGAAGGUGUACACUGAUGUGAUGGAUUCUCAGGGUGCUGGAUCUCACAAUGUUGUUGUGGAAUCGGUAGAGCCACAGAAGGGGGGUUCCCCAACAUGUUCCGUCCAAUCAGGAGGCCACCUUGGUGGUGGACGUACAACCAACCACUACAGAGUGGACAUGGUCAUGGUGCCGUAUGAUCAGUGGAACACUCCUGACCUGAAGAUGCUCAGUGAAAGAGUCCGGAUGACCAAUCCAGGGGAACGUGUCAGUGUGGAACAAAUCCAAGACCAGGAACAGUCUGUGAUCCUGUCCAAAGGGACCUCACUGAUGAGGGAACAGUUGAGAAAGUAUCGGAAACUACAUCAGCGGUGGCGUCCAUCCCUGAUCCCUCCUCGACAGAGGAUGCCCAGAUGGAGGUGGACGAGGACGAGGAUGAGGACUAUGCUCACGAGGAAGAUGAGGCCCGAAUCCGAUGCAGAGAAGGAAGUCAAGGAUGUUGAGAUUAAAUUGCAGGUGGCAUCAACUCCCAAGAAAACACCCAAGUUUACCUGUGAGUUCUGCAACAGGGAGAUCAAGGGACAAGUUAAUUUCAAAAUGCAUGUAUACAAACACACCGGCAUCAAGCCCUUCACUUGCGAUAUCUGUCCCAAGAAAUUCAGCAACAACAAGAGUCUGCGCAUCCAUCUGCGGAAACAUACGGGAGACACUCCAUACCUAUGUAAUCUAUGUGGAAAGGGCUUCUCCCGAGCGACGUCUCUGCGGUACCAUCUGAGGGCUCACGAGGAGGGAGGAGGUGUACCUGUGACUUGUGACGAAUGUGGACGUGAUUUCACCACACCGAGUAGACUAGACAAACAUAAAGCCUGCAAGCAUCCUGUGGAAGCCCCUGUGUUCCAGUGUGCCGACUGUGGCAAGGUGUUCACUGCUCAGAGGAGCUUAAAACGGCACAUGGUCUCCCAUCAAGGAAUCCGUCAAUACCAGUGUGAGGUUUGUGGCCGUGGCUUCUUCCGCAAGGAGUACCUCAACAGUCACCUCGCACAACAUCCUGAAGCCUUCGAUGUCAACAGCGGCCACAAAACUAUAAAAAGCCGAACCAAAAAGAAGCCGGUUGUUGUUGACCUUGACCCUAACACAGGUUUACAGGUUCAGUCUGUGGUUCAGGUGUCAGGGAACCAGUCCACUGCCCAGACGUCGGACUCGACAGCGUAUGUGUUUCCCCAGGAGAGUGUUCAGUAUGAAGUGGAGUGUCUGACAAGCGAGUCAACUCUCACGGAGGCAGACCUCAAGGCCAUCCAUUUCCUUGCUCAAGCUAGUAUACAUGGCCAGUUCUGAACAUCAGAACAUCCAGCUACAGACUUGAUAUAAAUAUCAGAAUAUCCUAUUGCAGAGACGUUCUUAACAUCAGAACAUUGGAACACCAGGAUGUGGACAAGUUAUGAACAUCAGAACAUCCAGCUGUGGACAAGUUAUGAACAUCAGAACAUCCAGCUGUGGACAAGAUAUAUUUAUCAGAAUAUACUGCUGCAGAAAAGUUACAAACAUCAGAACAUUGGAACACCAGGCUGUGGACAAGUUAUGAACAGCAGAACAUCCAGCUGUGGACAAGUUAUGAACAUCAGAACAUCCAGCUAUGGACAAGAUAUAUUUAUCAGAAUAUACUGCUGCAGAAAAGUUACAAACAUCAGAAAAUUGAAACAGCAAGCUGUGGACAAGAUACCAGCAGCAGAAUAUCCUUAUGCAGACUGGAUAAAAACAUCACAAUAUUCUGCUGCACACUUGUUCUGAAGAUAACAUUGGAACACCAGGAUGCGGACAAGUUCUGAACACAAGAACGCCAUGCUGCACUCAUUGGACUGGGCUGUCAUAAAUAGCACCUGAUAAUGAUAUGUAUCAUCAAAACAUUGUGAUACUAUGAAUGAGAGGGGAAAGAGUUAAACCUGCAUGCAUAUUUUUAGACAUUGUCAUGAUGAUGAUGAUGAUGAUGAUAGAGUUAAACCUGCAUGCAUAUUUUUAGACAUUGUCAUGAUGAUGAUGAUGACGAUGAUGAUGAUGAUGAAGAUGAUGAUAUAAUCAUGAUACAAACAUUGGAUCUCAAGUGUUCUGAAAUGGCAUGUACAGUAUAUAUUACACCAGACUGAUGGGACCAUUGAUGACCGAUUUGCUCCACAACAUGAAAUACCUGAUUCAUGGUAAACAUGAUAAUCAACCGUUCUAAUCCGAUAUCUUAUUAUAUUUCAUAUUUGAUCAUGUUUCCACAGGCUUUUUCAUGCUUAUGAUGGACAAUAUCCUUUCCCCGUUGUUUUUGGCAGCAAAAAUCACCAACAUUUUACACCUUUUGAAUUUGCAAUUUUAAUUAUGAUAAUACUGGUAUACAGUUAAAGAUACUUCCUGACAUCAUGGGAAGAGAUCUUACUGAUGAAACGAGGCCUGGUCUGUGGCCAGCAUUUACACAGAACUUACAUUUUAUUAUGUUGUUUGUGUAGAAUAAAAAUACGGGCUACCAUCUCCCAAUGGUAAA
Molecule: messenger RNA, 5558 nt
Organism: Haliotis rubra (blacklip abalone)
Lineage: Eukaryota; Metazoa; Mollusca; Gastropoda; Lepetellida; Haliotidae
Exons: 17
Coding region: 101-4372 (1423 amino acids)
Biological process (GO): regulation of transcription by RNA polymerase II
Molecular function (GO): DNA-binding transcription factor activity; RNA polymerase II cis-regulatory region sequence-specific DNA binding
Source: RefSeq, a predicted model, not a curated record